AUGGCAGAUUUCGUGGAUGAGCCUCGCGUGGUGCAAUCUGAGAACCACGGAUGGCAGAAGGUGACCAAUGUUAAGAAGCAGCGUCGCCAGGAGCAGAAAGAAUCAAAGAAGCCGUCAACUGCGGGGAAGUCUGCAGGUGGAAAAGGGUCGAUCGGCCAAUCCGUGUUUUCGUCGCUGGAGGAUGAAUCGAAGCAGAGGAGAGCGAGGAUCGAAGCUCGUGCAGCGGCUGCUGAAGCAGCCGAGCGGGAAGCGGAGCGUGCAGAGUAUGAUGCUGACGAUGAUGAUGAUGAUGACGAGGAGAGGGAAGCCAAGGCUCCAGCAGCAGCAGAGCCUAAGAAGCCCAAGAAACCUAAGAAGCCCAAAGUUACCGUUCUGGAGGCCGCGACAGCGAUUAAAGUGGACGAAUUGUCCGCGUUCCUUAUCGAGAUCUCGGAUUCUUUCGCAGGCAUGCCUGAUGUGCAGCUGAUGCGUUGUGCGGAUUUCUUCGCACGAGCCUUCAGCGCAGUGCUGCCGUCACAGCUCAACCUCCCCAAGAUCAUCCGAGAUUCCAGCCUGGCCAAAGCCCUUGACUUACCUUGGAAUGACAUUCCAGAGGAGGUUCGCACAACCGCCUCUGAAUGGCUGGCGGAGCGGCCUGCCGACGCGCUGGCGAAGUUUCUGGUUACCCUAGUGCGAUCUGCGCUGGAGGAUGUGCUGCCAGUCGGCAAGGUGGCCAAGGGGACUGCCGCACAGCCGCUGACCCCGCCCAAGGCCAAGGUGGGUAUGCUGGUGCUGCUGGUGCUGCUGCUGAGGCGACGACCUGACGUGAUGCUACAGGCGGCGGACUCCAUCCGCACGGACCCUGGCUGCCUCGGCCAGGACAGGCUGCCCGUGCUCGCCUGGAUGUACGGCCAGGUGGCAGUGGUGGAUCUGGUAUCGGGCAUGGCGCUGCUGGUCAGCAAUCUCAUGCCCUUCACAUCGGGCAAGCAGGGCUCGCCUGUGGGCCGUGACGUCACUCUCACCUAUUUCCAAACCGUGCUGCUGCGGGGCAACGAGCGCAAGGCCCGCGCGGUGCUGUUAAACGGGGCGUUUCGCAAGGGCGAGCGGCUGGUGCCUUACUCCACGCUCGACCAGUUCCUGCGCCUCGCCUUCCCCCCCGCCUCCGCUCGCACCAAGGCCACCGACCGCUUCACCGCUCUGUAUCCCCUGCUCAAGGAUAUCACGCUCGCAGGCUCGGGCCGAACCAAGUCCACCAAGGCUGUCGCCACAAUGCUGCUUCCGCUGAUGUUCCGAGCCGCAGGGGAAGAGCCGGAAGCGCUCGCGCAGGAGGCCAGCAGCCUGUUUGUGUGGUGCUUGGCAGAAAACCCCGACUGCUACCUGCAAUGGGAGCGGCAUCAUGCGGAGGACCAUGCCACGAGCACGCUUGUGCUCACCUCCGUGCUGCGCUCAUGGCCCACCGUCAAGACCCAGCUCGCUCCCUUUGACCCUCUGCGCAAGUUCCUUGCCUCCAUCCGCAAGAAGCUCGCUCCCUUUGACCCGCUGCGCAAGUUCCUUGCCGCCAUCCGCAAGAAGUUGCGUGCUGCUUGCUGUGCACUGUGCAUGCUUGCCAUUCUCCCCUGCUCCCGUGCCCCCGUGCCCCUCACUGACACAGUCUUGCCGCAUUCUCACUCCACACUCGUCCCAUAUGUGCUUCCCUCUUCCCUGGCUGUGCAGCACAUUGCGGCAUUGGAGGAGUUGGAUGAGGGCCAAAUAGCGCGGAAAAAGGACAUUCAAAGCGCCGACGCAGCAGCCAGGAAGCUGCAAGGGAAGGUGGCUGCAGGGGGGAGCUGUGUGGUGGUGUCGGCUGCUCUGGUGGCCGUGGCAGCAGCAGCAGCGUAUGCGGCCUACAACUUGCCACCUCAAGGCGAGUUCAACCUGGAUAUUGAUGCAGUGCUCGCACUGUUCAAGGGUAAUUAA
This is a messenger RNA of Closterium sp. Naga37s-1, 1935 nucleotides long. The record is from the annotation of a GenBank genome assembly. Lineage: Eukaryota; Viridiplantae; Streptophyta; Zygnematophyceae; Desmidiales; Closteriaceae.